AUGUCAAACCAACUCCUCGACCUGUCCUCAAAGGACGAACUCAUCAGCAGUCUCUUGACUGGGAACAAGCCUUCGGUCCCCAAGGGGACCCCUGUGGGCGAACGCAAGACAUUCAAAGUCGACAAAUCAGAUCUGUUGUCGAGGCUGGAAGACUUUUUGCCCAAGAUCAAGGAAGCCAACGUUCAGUUGGACCAACAAUUGAAGGCGGAUCCCAAGGCUGUCGAUAUCGAGAAUGUCGAUGAGGAGAAUGGCGAACAGUACAUCGAAAUGGACCUUGGACUGGGCGUGUUCGAUCUCAAGAAGGACGUGAAAGAAGAGGACAUUAUCAUUAAUCCAAGUGAACUGAAGAAGGCAGCAGAGGCGUCGGCACCAGCGAUCAAGAAACCAACAAUCGUCAUGAUGGACAUGAACAAGGAUCAGGACCAUAUGGACGAGGACUCUACUGACAGCAACCAGGAGGCGUCGGAAGGUUCGCACAAGGAGAACAAGAACAAAAUACCCGCUCACUCUUCCUCGUCUGAUGAGGACGUUGUCAUGUCAUCGUAA
This is a messenger RNA of Linnemannia hyalina, 546 nucleotides long. Lineage: Eukaryota; Fungi; Mortierellomycota; Mortierellomycetes; Mortierellales; Mortierellaceae. The record is from the annotation of a GenBank genome assembly.